AUUUUGGUUUUUAUCUAGCUUUUUUUUAUUAAGGAUAACGUUCUAUCUUCAAAAAGUUAGAUUCUUAUAAGAAAGUUUGCUAAUGCAUUCAAACCUAAAUUAAUUUCAUCUGGUAUCUUACUUAUUGUCAUCCUAUCAGGAUUAUUUGAGGAUGUAAGUGGACCGAUUUUGUAGGUUUUGCUUUUUGUCAUUGAAUGGCUAUUUAUGCCAAAGAAAAUGCUGAUAGUAGAGCAGCUCAAUCUACCCAAAGAGGCAACCGCGAUGCUGUUCAAGCCAAGGAAGGGAAUCUUCUCAGCAAGUAUAUGGUGGUUUCGAAGAAGGGUGAGGGUACCUUCUCCGAAGUUCUUGAAUGCAGAAAUCGAAGCAAUGAUGAAUCUGUGGCUGUUAAGAAGCUUAAACAGCGUUACGACAGUAUCUAUCAAUGCAAUAAAAUCCGAGAAGUCCAGGCCAUGCGCAAAUUGUCAUCACAUGCAAACAUCGUCAAGCUUAAGGAGAUGAUUUUUGAGCCUACCUCGUGCACUCUGUACCUUGUAAUGGAGCUCAUGGACAUGAAUUUAUACGAACUCAUCAGAGCUAUUAUAAAGGAUAAUAAAAAGACAGGAAAGAGACAUUACCUUCCGGAGAGCAGAGUGCGUUUCUACAUGUUACAACUCGUCGAUGCAGUUAGACACAUGCACAAACAUGGUAUCUUCCACCGAGAUGUGAAACCAGAGAAUAUUCUGGUGAAGGGAGACCUGUUAAAACUGGCUGACUUCGGCUCCUGCAGGUCCAGAGAGUCCAAACAACCAUUCACAGAGUACAUAUCAACCAGAUGGUACCGUGCGCCCGAGUGUCUGCUAACAGAUGGCUACUAUGACUACAAAAUGGACGUCUGGUCCGUCGGCUGUGUCUACUUUGAAAUAUCCACAUUGAAGCCCCUUUUCCCUGGCCAGAACGAGAUAGACCAGAUUGACAAAAUCCACAAACUCUUCGGCACACCCCCUCCAGAGGUGCUCUCCAAAUUCAAAAGGUCCCGCUCUAUGAGUUUCAAUUUCCCCCCUUGCCAGAGAGACGAGAAGACGCUGACUCAUCUGGUGGAGCCUAUGCCAUCAGACGGGGUCGAGUUAAUGUACAGGAUGUUGGAGUAUGACCCCGCGAGGAGGGUUGGUAUGGACGAGUGUCUGCAACACGCAUACCUCAAAACACUCAGGAGUGAAGUGGUGAAUGUGAGUGGGAGUGAGUUGAUGCUAUUGAGGAGUAACAAAAGAUCCAUUGCGGACUUCAUGAGUACCAAGGAUCAAGUGCUCUUUAAACCCACCAUCAGUGAUCAACUGCGGGCCCAGAGAGAAGCUAAAAGACAACAAGCAGUGAAUGCAAAUCAGGGUGGGGGAGGGGGAGGGGGGUUGAACAGUGCUGAGAGAAGAAGCGGGUCUCUCACAAACAACAACAACAUUCAACAAGGUCAUCAACAAGUGGGAGGCCCAAAUUCACAUAAUAACAGUUCUUCUAAUUCGCCAGACAAAAUAAACCCAAACAACAUCAACUCCAUAUCGCAUUCCAAGUCUAUGCUGGAACAUCAUUCGCCGCUCCGCAGAAUUUACAGAAGCUCGUCCUUACAGAAGAAAAACACCAGACACCGGACGGAAUUGCAGCCCUUCUUUGCCUCAAAAUAUGCAGGGGGAGGAGCAAUGAAUGGUGCAGCGCCCAAUGCUAUUGGGGGUGGGGGCACAAAUAGUAAACGACUGCAACUCAGCAACAGUUUCCUGUCACAUACAUUCAACCAACCCGCAUUCCACGGAACAACCACUAACUCAAAGUACCUUCAAGGCUCCAAUCCCGGUGGCGGUGGUUCGAAUCCCGCCGGGAUUCAAUUACCGUACUUGGGCGGGAACAGCAACAACUAUCAAGUGUCGUAUCAGAGAUAUCAGAACGAACUGAAAAAGAAACCCAACACCCUACCACAGUCAAACUUGCCCAAAAUUGAGGGGUGAUUUUUAGAAUUAACCCAAAAUAUAUCCCUCGAUAAACCUCCAGUUGCCCAAUUAGUCCAUCCAAUUAAGUUGUCAUUUAUAACUCUAAAACGACAUCAAACAUACUGAAAAGUGAUCUAUAGUUACAGCUACUGAAUUGAAAUUGUUGCUAAUUUGUCUAUAUUUUGAAAUUUUGGUUCUCUAUUUUUCUAUUGUUUUACUUUACAGUACAGAAUUCCGGAUUGAAUGAUUUAUGUAACAUAAAUUCACAAUUUUGCAGA
This is a messenger RNA of Symsagittifera roscoffensis, 2230 nucleotides long. RefSeq names its product MAPK/MAK/MRK overlapping kinase-like. The transcript is spliced from 14 exons. Gene Ontology annotation, biological process: protein phosphorylation; intracellular signal transduction. The record is from RefSeq and is a predicted model, not a curated record. Gene Ontology annotation, molecular function: ATP binding; protein serine/threonine kinase activity. Gene Ontology annotation, cellular component: cytoplasm; nucleus. The coding region runs from base 195 to 1970 and encodes 591 amino acids. Lineage: Eukaryota; Metazoa; Xenacoelomorpha; Acoela; Convolutidae.